CACGAUUUUUUUGCAUUUCUGGGAGCUAAGGAACCCCGACCCUUGCCCCUGACCCCUGUAUGCAAGGCGAGCUUUAGGGUCUCAAAGCUGUUGUCUCGGAACAUGCACAAGAUAAACAUGGGACGUUUUGGUUGGAACAUCGGUUCGUUCCCGUGAGUGUACCGGCCCGAGCUUGAAUUUCCCGAAUAGAAGCGCUCGUUGUACUGCUAAGGGUAGUAUUUUGAUUUAUAUAGGAUUGAGGGGUUGGUUGAAGCUCUCGUUGGAAACGGACGUUGGUAUGAACACCCCGGUUUAUUGGUUUCGCAAGGUUUCAUCGUCCCAUAUCCGGUAACCCAUGUUGCAGUCGUGGUACUCCCCACGAGGCUUUGGGGGGGAUCGGGUGGGAUCCCGUUCCUUGCUUCCGCCCCCAAACAAAUGCAAAUUCUUUCUGCUUUUUUAUCUAAAACUGAACUCCCACUCCGCCACGAGCAUAUGCAGGGAGCUUCGCAAGUUACGAGUGUGUUUCCUCUUCUGGGCCUGGUAACGUAGCUCCUCGAGGGUCUCUUCGUGGGGUCCAAGGAGUUCAAUAUAGAUAUGAGCAUGAUGUUUCGCAAAAGAAUUGUAUAUUCUCUUGCUUGCUAGAGUUCAUCUUCAUAAACGUCAUACACAUCAAAAGUCCAUAUCCUCAAAAUGAGGUCGUCUACCAUCUUCGGUUGGGCGACAGCUAUUAGCGCUAUUUCAGCUUCUACUUCCUCACCAAAUAUCGCAGUCGAUGUGCGAGAUACACCAGGCGUAUCACACGCAGAUACUCUACGGGCAUUACGGCGGUCCCUCGUGAAUCUUCAAUAUCAAAAGAGAGACACGGUGCUGAAGAACAGCACCACUUUAGAUAAAAGCUGGAAUGGCGCAACUCUGCUUAGCAUAGAGGGCCAAGCCAAUACCCAAAAUAAUGUCUCGUUGAGUGCUGGUGUGGACAUUACGUGUACUACUUGUUACAUCAAAGGUACUGCGACAGCAGAGUUUGAAGUCAACGGCGACUUCAAUGCUACCCAGGCAAUCCAGAACUUCACGAGUGAGGUUCACGAUGAGAUUUCCAACGUCACGGGUGAAGUCAUCGAUUCCGUCGAAAACUAUUUCAAAACCGUAGUCAAUAAUCUCGAGGAUGGCUUCGAUCUAAGCGACUUCGACUUCCCUCCCAUCAAUGCAUCAUUUAACGUGGAUGUACCGGACAUACCUGAAUGCCAUCUUCAGUUCAAUUUCGAUGGUUUGGAGUUGUACAUGCUUAUCGACACCGUUUUAUCGGCUGGGGCCACGUACGACUUGAAUCUCUACUCAUCGAACACGCCCAUCGGAAUCUCCGCCGGCAAAGACCUAUUUCUUGGUGUUGUUUUCGCGAUUGACUUGAUCCUAAGCGCGGACGCCGAGAUCGACAUCAGUAGCGGAAUCCAUAUCAAACUUGAAGAUGGCGUCGGUCUUGACAUGACGCUAUUUGGUCAGAAUGUCUCAAGUAUUACCUUCAACGGUGCCAACUUCGAGUUCCUUCCGGUAACGAUUGAAAGUGCGGGCGGUCUUCUAAAGGCCGUACUACGUGUCGCUGUCAAAGCAGGGUUCGAGGUAUCAACGCCCCCAGUCGCGAUUCCGAGUACUACCUUCUCAACCAAAGCAAGUGCUGGCGUUGGUGUGAGCGUGUGGGCGGAUAUUGCCGAGUUCGCGACCAACGUUACCGCAGCUCCUGAAGGCGAUGAUCAAGAUUGUUCUUUGAAGGUUGAGCAAUCGUAUCAAUUCGGACUCGGCGCCGCUGCUGGAGCUACCCUCGCUAUCGGUGUUGAAACAUGGGGUCCCGCUCCCAAUACCAACAUACCCAUUUUUUACACAACCAUAGCCGAUGUAUGUGCUAAGAGUCGUCCUCAAACCACCACUGCGUCUACUCCGGCGGUCACAGCUAGGGCCGACGAGGAACUUUCAACAACUACUCUCACUACUAAGGUUACCUUCACAGGCACAGGAUGCUUGACUACUGGCUUAGUCAACUGCCCAGUAUCCUCUCAGAGUACUACCAAAGUGACAAGCACGAUGACACUCGUCACUGCAGUGCCUUCAGGAGCCGAUGUUUCAUUCCCAGAGUCCAUCGGAACUAGCGCCAGUCUCGUCCCAUUUGGCACUAACAUGAAGUCCGUCGAUGCUACAACGGGUUCUCCCGUAUCAUAUACACCACCUCCACCGACAGCUUCAAACGAGGCGGGUGUUUCUAGCGAGCACCCAUUAGGCGAAGUCAACGGUGUUGAUAAGAGGAUCAUCAUUGGCGUCAGUGUUGGUGUUGGUGUCCCAGUGAUCGCCGCUAUUAUUGUCGGCAUUUUCUUUUGCCAGAAACGCAGAAAGUACUCAGCGGUAUCCAGGAGCGAUCCGGUCUAUCUCGGCGCGCCUCAACCGUACUCCGGGGCCAACGGCAGCCAAAUGAAAACAAAUAUGGCUACAGUAUCGUCAAGGAGUCGCUAAUUCUCCAAUACCGGCAAAAUUUCCUAAUUUUUUUUUAUUUCUUUAUGAUAAGACCAUGGUCUGCUUUACGGCGUUCUGAGAUAUCCCAUGAUUUAUGAGGUGGGCAGCGACGGAAAUUUCCCGAUUGUCAUCUGUACUAUUACACACAACCCCUUCGAUUAGCCCUCGCAUUUAGGCUUCAUCCAACUAAGAUAUAUAUUCUUCAAUAAGCGUUUCUUUCUGUUGUUGCUGAUUUAAACCUUUGUUACCAUUGCCGAACACAUUUCCGAGUCUAUUUCCGUACCUAGACACCAGACAUGAUAAUCUUCAUGUAUUAGGUAAAGUCUAGGAAAAGUUGCAUUCAAGCCACUUUACGGUUAGUCUCCGAAAACAUCAAUUACUCACUUCGGAUACCUUGUGAGUUUAUAUACGGGGAAUCAAUUGUAAUGGAAUCUCCAUUGGUUUAUUUUAGGUUCAUUGUUACAACAUGAAGACGUCAUUAGCAUAUUUUGUUUGUUGAUACUCAAUAGCGUCAUGAACCAUGAUCGCGGGGAAGAGAAUUGGAUGAACAGGGUAUAUAUCGAUGAUCCGUCGUCCUAGACAUGCGAUGCGAGACGUGGUAGAACACUAGGUAUUUUUAUUGAGAUAGAAUUAUUCAAAACGUCUUGAUUCUUGCAGGUAUCACUUCUGUUGGCUAGAUUAAAGGGC
Molecule: messenger RNA, 3162 nt
Organism: Hypoxylon trugodes
Lineage: Eukaryota; Fungi; Ascomycota; Sordariomycetes; Xylariales; Hypoxylaceae
Exons: 4
Coding region: 670-2475 (601 amino acids)
Source: RefSeq, a predicted model, not a curated record